GAACAGAUUCUUGAUGCAGUGAUAUACAUGCAUGACAAAGAUUACAUACAUUGUGACUUAAAGCCAUCAAAUAUAUUAUUUGCUAUGAAUGACAGCAUUAAAGUUGGUGAUUUUGGCUUGGUGAAACAAAAUGCAGCUACUAAGCACAGUGCUCCCCAAACUGAUGUUCAAGGUAGUCAUACUAGUGAGAUCGGAACUUUGUUUUAUGUCAGCCCAGAGCAGGAAGCUGGUCAUCAGUAUAAUGAAAGGGCUGAUGUUUAUUCACUUGGAAUAAUUUUAUUUGAACUUUACUUUCCUUUUAGCACACGAAUGGAAAGGGUUAAAGUUUUAGAAGAUAUAAAGAGUAACAGAAGACUUCCAAAGGAGUUUAAAGAAAAUCUUCAUAAUGAAGCAAAACUUGUGGAGCUGAUGUUAAAGCCUAUUUCUGACAGGCCAUCUUCAAGCGAGAUAAAAGAAAUUGAUGCAUUCAAGCAAAUGAAAGACCAAGCCGAGCUAAAUCGUGAUUCUAUGCUGUUAAAAUUUUAGAUUUAAACAAUUAUUAUUACUGUUAUAUUAGAUUGUUCAUAGAUCCAUAUCUCUGGAUUGUUAUAUUAGUUAUUAUUAUUAUAGUAGAUUGUUAUGAUUAUUUUCUAUUGUUCUCUGAUUACAAUUAAAAUUACAUUACAUCACCAACAGAGGUACAUACUAGUCUCUGAUCAUGAUCAAGCUCAA
Amphimedon queenslandica is the source of this 711-nucleotide messenger RNA. RefSeq names its product eukaryotic translation initiation factor 2-alpha kinase 3-like. The transcript has 6 exons. The coding region runs from base 28 to 525 and encodes 165 amino acids. Gene Ontology annotation, cellular component: cytoplasm; nucleus. The record is from RefSeq and is a predicted model, not a curated record. NCBI's taxonomy places the organism in Eukaryota, Metazoa, Porifera, Demospongiae, Haplosclerida, Niphatidae. Gene Ontology annotation, biological process: eiF2alpha phosphorylation in response to endoplasmic reticulum stress. Gene Ontology annotation, molecular function: ATP binding; eukaryotic translation initiation factor 2alpha kinase activity.